This is a messenger RNA of Nerophis lumbriciformis (worm pipefish), 2430 nucleotides long. NCBI's taxonomy places the organism in Eukaryota, Metazoa, Chordata, Actinopteri, Syngnathiformes, Syngnathidae. The record is from RefSeq and is a predicted model, not a curated record.
AUGAUGAUCAUUUGUUUUCUUGUUUUUUCUCUGUGUACUCCAUUGCCACUAAUGGCGUACUGCAAGCAACGCGUCACUUCCACAUUAAUGUUCGUGACCGAGAGAAGAACUGCAGAGAUCGGCAGCGGCGCCAAGGCGGCAGAGGCGUCAUGCGGGAUUGAGGAGAGGCGGCGGCGGGAUCCCCCCAGGUUUUUCAGGACACGUGGGCCGCACCUUCGGAUCGCAGCGCCGGGUCAUGACCCAGUUGCCAUGCGCAUCGCCACGCUGACCUGCCUUCCCGGCCCUUCUUCCCCCUUCCUCUUCGCGCUGCUGUACUUCCUUUCGACGGCUGGCGGCGCCUCGUCCUCCACCUCGUCGUCCUCGUGCCCGGACCGCUGCACCUGCUCUAACCAGGCCAGCCGCGUCAUUUGCACCCGUCAGAGCCUGGACGACGUGCCCGACAGCAUCUCCGUCAACACCAGAUACCUCAACCUGCAGGAGAACGCCAUACAGGUCAUCAAGUCGGACACCUUCAAGCAUCUGCGACACCUUGAGAUCCUUCAGCUCUCCAAGAAUCAGAUUCGUCAGAUUGAAGUGGGUGCGUUCAAUGGCCUCCCCAACCUUAACACGCUGGAACUGUUCGACAACCGCCUCACACUGGUGCCGUCGCAUGCCUUCGAGUACCUCAGCAAGCUGCGCGAGCUGUGGCUGCGCAACAACCCCAUCGAGACGCUGCCGGGAUACGCCUUCCACCGGGUGCCCUCACUACGUAGGCUGGACUUGGGCGAGCUCAAGAAGCUGGACUUUAUCUCGGACGCUGCCUUCGUGGGCCUGGUCAACCUGCGUUACCUGAACUUAGGAAUGUGCGGACUCAAAGACAUCCCCAAGUUGACGGCCCUGGUGCGGCUAGAGGAACUGGAGCUGUCCGGGAACCGGCUGGAGAUCAUCCGGCCCGGCUCUUUCCAGGGUUUGGUUUCACUCCGGAAGCUGUGGCUCAUGCACUCGCAGGUGUCGGUCAUUGAACGUAAUGCCUUUGAUGAUUUGAAGAAUCUGGAGGAGCUCAACCUGUCCCACAAUUCUUUACACUCGCUACCCCACGAUCUCUUCACGCCCCUGCACCAGCUGGAGCGGGUACACCUGAACCACAACCCGUGGGUGUGCAACUGCGAUGUGCUUUGGCUCAGUUGGUGGCUAAAGGAGACGGUGCCCAGCAACACCACCUGCUGCGCACGCUGCCACGCGCCCCCGUUCCUAAAGGGCAAAUACAUUGGCGAGCUGGACCAGAGCCACUUCACUUGCUACGCACCUGUCAUCGUAGAGCCGCCCACUGACCUCAACGUCACCGAGGGAAUGGCAGCUGAGCUCAAGUGCCGCACCAGUACCUCCACCACCUCUGUCAACUGGAUCACACCAAAUGGAACUUUGAUGACCCACGGCUCUUACAAAGUGCGCAUUUCGGUGCUGCACGACGGAACGCUCAACUUCACUAACGUCACCUUGCGAGAUACAGGCCAAUACACAUGCAUGGUGACCAAUGCGGCCGGAAACACCACAGCCACUGCCGUCCUCAACGUCACCGCCGCAGACGUCAGCGUCAACUACACCUAUUUCACUACGGUCACCGUGGAAACUGUGGAAACUCCGGGAGAUGAAGAUUCAGCUCUGAGGGCUAUCAAUCAGACCUACAUCCGAGUCCUCCCGGGUCCGACCCGCUCGGGGCACCUGUGGCCAGAUGGUGUCCCGACGACAGCCUCCUCCUUGUCCAUUGACUGGUCAUCGCCCUCCUCGCCCCGCGCCACUCGGCCCACCUUCACUGUGCCCAUCACCGAGCCGGGCUUCUCGGGCCUGGACGAUGUCAUGAAGACCACCAAAAUCAUCAUUGGCUGCUUUGUGGCAAUCACCUUUAUGGCGGCGGUGAUGUUGGUGGUUUUUUACAAGCUGAGGAAACAGCACCAACUCCACAAGCACCACGGCCCCGCCAGGGCCAUCGAGAUCAUCAAUGUGGAAGAUGAGCUGGGCGGCGGGCCCGGCGGCCGGGGUGGAGGCGGCAUCUCGGGGGGCUGCGCCUUGACGCAAAGCAGCGGAAUCGGAGGCGGCCAGAGCCUGAGGCGGCAUCACUCGGACGCGGUCACCCUGCCCCAUCUGACCCGCUCAGAGCACCUCAACUAUUACAAGACUCACCACUUCGGCAACAACGUGGCGGGCCUGGGAAUGGGCGCCAACAACAACAACAACCCGUUGCCUUGCUCCCAGAACAUGACCAUGUCCUGCUCCCAGGUGCCCAGCUCCAUGGGCGGUGGCCUCGGGACCUGCGGCACCCUUCCCACCCCGGUCCCGCUGCCUCAGCUAAGUCUCCACAGCUCCCUCAAGGGCCUUAUGGCCAAGGGGCAGAAUGAGCCUCUGCUUUUUAAGAGCGGCUCCAAGGAGAAUGUACAAGAGACUCAAAUCUGA